UGAUGGGAUUGGACUUUGUUCUUAUCUGGCACGAAAGCUGAGUGAAUACGUUACCCGGUCCACCGGUUUAUAAGUCAUCCCCUUAAACCUCACCCGGGAGGGAAGAGGGGGGAGGAGGAAAAGGGAUGACUGAGAAAGAAGGGGAGAAAGAAGCAACAGGAGAACAAAGAACCAAAAGACGCAAAGACUUAAAGUGGAACUCUGGGGAUUUCCAACAUUACUACAACAUAUUCAUCAGAUUAAUAGUGGUGCCGUCCAGCAGCUGCAGGGAUGUGGAUGGAUACCAAACCAGAGGCGGAGGAGGCCAGCAGGAGCCGUGCCAGUCUCAGUCGGCGUGUGUUAAACGGUCUGCUGUUGUGUACUGGGGACAUGGAGCACUUGGAUAAGUACAUGCAGGACAAGUUGUUUGUGCUGCAGAUGGCGGUGUGGGGCUUAAGAGGGGUGGCCAGGGUCAUUCUAGCAAACAACCCGCUGAGUGGUGCUCUCGUCUUGGCUGCACUGUACUGGGCCUCUCCCUGGCAGGGCCUGCUGGGAACUCUGGGUGUACUGGCCUCUACGCUAACAGCUAUCAUCAUAGGGCAAGACAGUGCUGAGGUAUCGGCGGGUCUCCAUGGUUUUAACGGCAUGUUGGUGUCUCUGCUGAUGGGAGUCUUCAGCUCUGCUGGAGACUGGUACUGGUGGCUGCUACUGCCUGUGUGCUUGGGGUCAGCUACAUGUGUCUUUCUGUUCGGUGGGCUCUCCUCAGUGUUGGACCGCUGGGACUUGCCUGUCGCUGUGUUUCCCUUCAACAUCAUCAUUGUCCUCUACCUUCUUUGUACUGGCCCAGACAACCCCUAUUUCCCGCACCACCCAGCUACACCACCAGGGGCGCUGGUACCAAAUGGCACCGAGCUCAUUGCAGUAGAGGUGAUGCAUGGCAUCCUGCUUGGUGUGGGUCAGAUCUUUGCCUGUGGAGCCCUGGGGCCCUCCCUUCUUAUCCUGGGAGCUGUUCUGCUCUACUCCCCCCUGCUGGCUAUCCAUGCUCUGCUGGGAUCGGCAGUUGGAACAUUGGCUGGUUUAUCCAUGGCAGUGCGUCAUGGUUCUUUGUACUCAGGUUUGUCAGGGUUUAAUGGAGCUCUGGGCUGCAUGGCUGUUGGAGGACUCUUCUUCACCUUCAGCUGGAGGACCCACCUCUUUGCCAUCGCCAGCGCCUUCCUCUCUGCAUAUGCUGACAUUGCUCUGAGCAAUCUGCUGGGAACUGUUGGUCUCCCAGCAUGCAGUUGGGCAGCUACUCUGACAGCCACGCUGAUGUUGCUGCUCACCGGCAGUCUAUCAGCGUACCGCAUCCCUAUUGGUCAGGUCAAGGCCCCUGAACGCAACAUGCGCUCCCGCAGCCAAUGGGAAGCUGGGAACACCGUAGAAAGGGAGAGCACUGACGUGUAACACUAGUUCAAGUUCACACACUCAAGUUCACACACUGAGUACUGUAUCAGUACUUUGAACUUCUGAGUUGGAUAACACUGAUACAUGUUUGAUAUAAACAUGUUAUAAAUUAGGGCUGCAUGAUAUGGUAAAAACAUCGGUUAUUUUGAUAUUGCGAUUCAUGACAAUUUGGGAAUUUUUGCAUCACACAUUGAAUUUUCAUUUUAAAAAAACUAUUAGAAUCCGGAUAAUGUGACAUCUUUGGGGGUCUGUUUUCUUCUUUCUUAAAUCUGGAGAACGAGAUCUGUAAACCAGGGCAGCACUGCAGGACUUCAUUAACAUGCUGUUUUGUCACACAUUCUACCUUUUAUCAAAACAUUACAGCUCUUGCUAUUUGCAUAUUGCACUUGUACUUGUACUUGCACUGGUAUUUCCAUCAUUUUCAAUUAUAGUACAGCCCUAUUACAGAUUUUUAGAUAUACACUCGCAUUUCACAGUAUGUCCACAAGGUGGCAAUGUAUGUUCAGCAAUAAAAUGUUGAAAAUGUGACUGUGUCUGUAUACCAACCAUUUCUAUUAAAUAUAUACAAUUUUCAUCCAAGUUUUAUCCAUGCUUUUUGCCACGUUAUUCGACACAUAAUAUAAAAAAAGCCAAACAGAACAGCCAAUUUAAAGGAAAAGAAAACGUCUUUUAUUUGCCAUGAAAUCCACAAGUCAGUUCAAUAAAAUCAUUCAUUGUUAAAAUGACAGUCUAACUGCUAUUGUCAAUAAAAACACAGACUGAAUUGAACAGUAAUUAUUUUUAACCCCCUCAUUACCCUGCAUAGACAUACUACAUACCACUCCACUGGAACUGAUUGUAAAAACAGACUGUACACGUACCUCAGUGCAGGCAGACAGUGGGACAAUGAGUACACACAGACAAUGUGUUUCUGUAAUCAGCUGCUUAGGCCAGCCAACUGUUAUCAUUAUUGUUAUUAUUAUUAUUAUUAUUAUUAUUAUUAUUAUUAAUACUAAUAAAUUAAAAAACUCUCCAAUGAAAAAGUGAAGGUGUUUAGCUGUGGUUCAUUAUUCAGUCCUUCCAGGAUUAUGCAGCCUUCUUUUUAGGGAUUGAGGCAUAAAAGGCUUGAUUUCACAGCAGAUUUUCAGAAUAAUUGCGAUGCGUGUUGAGCUGUCUUUAGGUUGUUUUUUUGUGUGGGGGGGGAAGUGAAAAUUGGAAAAAUAGUUGUAAUUUAAUUUUGUAUAAUUCAUAAAAAAACAAAGGCAACUUGUUCCAGUGGGAAUAUAAUGGCUCGUAGUUUGGUGACGCGCUAUGAUUGGUGGAACCCGCAGGAAACUACAAAGAUUGGUCACAUUGCUGUUACUGGACAGAAAUGCAAGGUCGGGCAGAAUUCACAAGGAUUGGUUGAGUUUGCGUUAAAUGUUGCGAUCGCAAUUUCCUGGAGGAACUGAUUAUUACACUUUUUCCACAGUGCUUCAAGUUUAUUUUUAUUAUUUUAAUGUACAUUUCCAAUCAACAUCUAUAUUCCCAAACAUAC
Messenger RNA from Morone saxatilis (striped sea-bass), 2938 nucleotides. Its product is annotated as urea transporter 1. The transcript has 8 exons. Gene Ontology annotation, cellular component: membrane. The record is from RefSeq and is a predicted model, not a curated record. The coding region runs from base 271 to 1422 and encodes 383 amino acids. NCBI's taxonomy places the organism in Eukaryota, Metazoa, Chordata, Actinopteri, Moronidae. Gene Ontology annotation, molecular function: urea transmembrane transporter activity. Gene Ontology annotation, biological process: urea transmembrane transport.